AGGAAAUUUGUGUUGCAGGUCUUUUUCUUUUCGCAUUGCUCCAAAAGAAAAAGGUGUAUCUCUAGCGGCACAACCUUCACAUUUGGUCUGCCUCAUCAGCAAAGGAAUAGCUUUCCCUUGACGUUGCAGAAGCACCUUCUCUUCCCCUCGCUCUCAAAGACACACACACACACUCAUACACACAAGCAUGUCAUCCCUUUCUACCUUUCUCAAAGAAGACAAGCCAGCGUCUGCGAACCUUUUCAGGGCCACGAGUACAUCGACGGUUGUCUUGCCCACUGUCAACCUUCCGGUGCUGUCCCCCGGCUAUCCCCUCGCCCCCAACACCACCGCCCUAGAGGCUUCGACAUCGCGUUAUUUUCAACCCGGGCAGAAUCCGUACGGUAAGCGGGGCCGAUCCUCAGCCGAUACUGCGCUGGCCGCUAUUCCCCUCAGCGUCCUCGACACCCUCUGCGUUGAGGAAAACGCACAAGAGAGCAGCGAAGGUGCAUUAACAAGCGCAUCUCCCACCGUAACGCCGUCAACGACCAACGCAGCUUCCGCUGCUCGCACGAAGGCGUACCUUACGAAGUUGUUCCAGGCACCGGCCAGGUGUGAGCAGGAUUUGUACCGUCUUGUCGAUGUAGCGCACUGUCGGCGAACCCUCCAUGAGGAGGAAGCAGCUGUGAUGAAGAGCCGGACUGUCGCCUCCGCCAGCGGUGCUGCGAUGCAGAAGGUGAGCGCGUUUAACUCCUGCUUGACCAUCGGGCAGCACCGCCGCUACCGCGCUGUGGUGCUGGAGUGGCUGCGGCACCAGCCCUCCCGCUCCGCCCCGCCGGACUCUGGCGAGGUCCUCAAGGUGGUUCAGCAGGAGCAGCGACUUUUUUUGGAGGUGCUGCGUCGCGAAGUGGUCGCCCGUUUCUCCUCGACGCGGCCGUCGAUGUACGAGCUGCUCACACCUGCACUCAUUGCCUACGCAAAAGCUCACCGUAUUGCUCAGAUGCGGCAGCGGCUAAUUUGCUUUCUCGAGGACGCCAAGGCGCACGAAGCGGAGCUGCUCCUGUGCUGCUGCCCCCCCUCCACGCCGAACCAAAGCGGCGACACCGCCGGCAACGUCGACGCGGACUACGCAGCGGUGACCUUUGAGCCGGAGGAGAGGGACGCCGACGUCUCGAAUCCGCCGACGCACACGCUGACGCGGCAGCAGCUGUACCAACGGCGGUACCCCAGCCUCCGCGUGCUGCAGUGGCACAUGGCGAAGCUGUACAACUCGCAACAGACCGGCGUCGCGGCGCCGUUCCCCAAUCCGCUGGUUCAGAGCUCCUUGCUGGAGACCUCCGGGACGGGGGACGGAACGCUUGCACAGGAGACUUCUUCGCCGCUCACUGCCUCUCCUACGACGUCGCUGAAUCAUCGCACGUCACAAGGGCUACUACAGAACUUGUCAUCGCAUCUUUUGUUAAGCGCUCUUCCGCAGUUUACGUCGAACAGCGACCGCGGCGGCGAGUCAGAUGAAGAAGCAGGGGACGUCAGAAGCGGCGAAAAGGACGAGGGCACAAGAGCCGAUGGAGAGGGCAUUUCCUCUGCCUUCGUCGCCCGUCACCUGCCGUGUGACUCAGCAACGUCGCUUUCUGUGUCGACGCUGCGAAAAUAUGUCGAGCAACACCUGCUGCCGCGUUUCGGCUGGCGUCCUUCGAGGCCUAGAGGUAAUGGUAAUGGUGAAGUCGAUCCCGCGCAGACGGCGGGGCACCGCGAGGACGUCGUGGAGUCCAUCUCGCUGUCCAUUACGUUUGCUGGUUUGCUAAAGCUGUUUGUGGCCCACGUCGAUACCGAGGAGCCCCGCACGUCGUUUCGCGUCCCCGUGCGCGUGCACCUCACACCGAUUCGUCGAGAUGGGAAGGAGCACACCGCCAACGCUGCCAUCACCGCAGCACAGGCCGCACCAACAGCGCCACGUUACCACGCACAUGUGAUGGUGGGCGAUGCGGUGCCCAACGUGAAGGAGAGCCGUCACAGUGUGCAGCUGGCGGCGGCUGAGUGUCUCUUGCGCCUCCGACGAGCGGCGGGAGGUGAGGGCGAUGCGCCGGCGCACGAUGAGCAGGAGGAGAAGGACCACAGCGAAAACAGCGUUGUGUCGACGAGGAAGGACGAUGCGGAGGGAGACGUGGCUUCUGCGCUGCCUUUUGCCCGCUUGGAAGUGACGCGCAGCGCCACGAUGCAAAACACGGUGGAUAAGGGCGAGGCGGCGGUGCAGGCGGCGGGCGGUGAUCGGAUUAAGGCCUCCGCGGAGGUCUUUCUCGCCAUGAAGGAGGCCGUGGCGGAUGCGGCGCCGGUGCUGCGCUUUCACGUGUCGGCACCUGCGGAGGCGGAAGCACCGAAAGCAGCCGAAAGCCUGCCAAACGACCCCUCACAGGUAGAGCUUGUGUGGGCGAAGAUGGAACACCUCAAUGCGACCUCCGCCGGCACCCCGGUAACCCCGCAGACGGCCGCCGUGUACCUAUCCAACGAUGAAACGGCGGGGCGGUGCCCCUAUCUCUUAGAAUCUCUGUCGCCGCGAGAAAUGCUGCAGCUGGACCUGUGCUUCGCGUGCUACCCACAUGCUGUCGUGCACCUUCACCGAAUGCAACUGAUGCCGGCUGAUGAGGCGGAAGCGGUUGCCGCUGCCGACGCGACCGCUGGUGGGGCGGAAGUGGAGGGAGACGGAGUAUCGGAUCGCAUGCAUGUUCUCGCGAUGGAGACGCUGACGUGCGCGAGUUGGGCACUUCUACGCCAGCAACUGCAGAGCCGCCCGACGGAGUCGUUCAUUACGUCUCCGACUCCGACCGAGGUGUUGGGGACGCUGUCGUGGGAUCUGCUCUACGACACGUUGGCCUGGCUGCUGGACUCCGUCGAGCGUCGUGCCACAGACUCCCUUCGCGCGCAGGAAGCGUCCGAAGCAGCACCGAGCGCCACCGCAGACGGUGACCGCUUUAUUUUCCUCAUCCUGAGCAACCACGCAAAUCUGGUCAACACCAGCGCAAGCACAAAGCUGUACGCGAAGAAGCCGCGCUACGCCGACCGCGAGAUGGAAAACGUCGCCUCUACUUUCACGGAGAGCCGCUUUGCGGUGCGCUACGUUCUCCAGGAUGCAUCGGAGCUGUACCCCAACUACGAACCACGCGUCGACAUCAACUUCGAGGCAGACAAUCUCAAAUUUUUGGAAGAUGAUGGACAUGACCGCGAGAAUACUGACGACACGGAUGAUGACGAAGUGGGCGUCAGUCCGGUGGCCUCGCGGCUGUAUCGCGACCCGCAUAUGUGGAACGCCGACACCAUCCCGUUCACGUUUCAGAGAAGUACGCCAACUUCAGCGUCUGCCGCAUCCGCGUCGCGCAGUUGA
This is a messenger RNA of Leptomonas pyrrhocoris, 3358 nucleotides long. RefSeq lists its product as hypothetical. Lineage: Eukaryota; Euglenozoa; Kinetoplastea; Trypanosomatida; Trypanosomatidae. The coding region runs from base 188 to 3358 and encodes 1056 amino acids. The record is from RefSeq and is a predicted model, not a curated record. The transcript has a single exon.